CCUUAUUAUACGCAUUUUCUCCAACACACUUCAAUUAUUUCUUUAUCUUUAGAUUCCAUUCAAUUCAGACACGCACUCCAAUUCUCUGUUUUUCACUACCAAAACUCCAAACCCCAAAACCCCUCAAUUUUCGCCGCAAAUUCCCCCAAAACACCAUGACAAUCCAAGCAGAAACCCACCAAAUCAAGAAACACAAACACCCCUCAAGAAAACACAGCAAGAAGAAAGACAGCGUUACAGUUUCAGUAAACGAGAAAUCCCCACUGAUUCCCAAGAAAAAAGGCGCUCACAAUGAGUUUAAUGGCGCAUCCAUGUCGGGGGCUGUUAUGAACCUUUCCACCACCAUCAUUGGCGCCGGAAUAAUGGCACUUCCGGCCACCAUGAAGGUCUUGGGCCUCGGCCUCGGUAUCGCUGUCAUAAUUCUUGUUGCAGUCUUGUCGGAAGCCACCGUCAGAAUCUUGCUAAAGUACAGUCGACCCGGUGGCACAGAUUCGUAUGGCGGAUUAAUGGGGGAUGCGUUUGGGGAAGUCGGGAAGAAGAUGCUUCAAGCUUGUGUGGUGAUUAAUAACAUUGGUGUUCUUGUUAUCUACAUGAUUAUCAUCGGUGAUGUGGUGGCUGGAUCAUCGUUAAACGGGGUGCACCACCCUGGUUUAUUGGAAGGGUGGUUCGGACCACACUGGUGGACUGGAAGAAUUCUUGUUCUUUUACUCACAACUCUUUGCGUUUUUGUUCCAUUAGCAUCUCUCAAGCGUAUGGAUUCACUUAGUGUUACAUCAGGUUUAGCAGUUGCACUAGCGGUGGUUUUCUUAAUCAUCACUGCAGGAAUCGCAAUCUUUAAAAUGGCAAGUGGGACCCUCCAAAUGCCAAGAUUACUUCCAGAAAUCACCGAUGUUAACUCGGUUUGGAACCUCUUCACUGCAGUUCCUGUUCUUGUUACUGCUUAUAUCUGCCAUUUUAAUGUGCAUUCGAUUGGAAAUGAGCUUGAAAACCCUUCUCUUAUCGAACCAAUUGUACAGAUUUCAUUGGUGUUAUGUACGAUUGUGUACAUAAUGACUAGUUUCUUUGGGUUUAUUCUCUUUGGUGACGCGACAAUGGGAGAUAUAUUACAAAAUUUUGACUCUGAUUUGGGAGUUCCUUUUAGUAUCGAGCUUAAUGAUAUUGUUCGUGUGAGCUAUGCUUUACACCUCAUGCUUGUUUUCCCACUUGUGUUUUAUGCACUACGACUUAAUACAGAUGGGCUUUUUUUUGGAUCAUCUGAAGUGCCUUUGGAAUUGGACAACAAGCGAUUUGCUAUUGUUAGUGUAGGUCUUCUUUCGGUUAUAUAUUUGGGUGCAAAUUUUAUACCAAGUGCAUGGGAUGCGUUCCAGUUUACAGGAGCAACUGCUGCUGUUUGCAUUGGGUUCAUCUUUCCUGCAUCAAUUGCUAUAAGGGAUGUUUAUGGAAUAGCAACGAAAGGAGAUAAGAUUUUGGCUGUUUUGAUGAUUUGUAUAGCUGUUUUUGCGAAUGUGGUGGCCAUAUAUAGCGAUGCUUAUGCUUUGUUCAAGAAAACCCCGUCUACCCGUGCGUGAUUUUACGUAACCAAGUCGGGUUUGGGUCGCAAAACGGUUCGAGCGAAGCUUUGUAUAAAUGAUUGUUGUAUUUGAAGGUGUUUUUGUUAAGUGUAAGAGAACUCAUUUGAACUCCAAAUAUGUAAAAUAAGUUGUAAUAUCAUAUCAUUACAUUCAUAGGCUUGUGCCAUGAAUAUUUGUUAA
Messenger RNA from Lactuca sativa (garden lettuce), 1751 nucleotides. RefSeq names its product amino acid transporter AVT6A. Gene Ontology annotation, cellular component: membrane. The record is from RefSeq and is a predicted model, not a curated record. Gene Ontology annotation, molecular function: L-amino acid transmembrane transporter activity. Gene Ontology annotation, biological process: amino acid transmembrane transport. Lineage: Eukaryota; Viridiplantae; Streptophyta; Magnoliopsida; Asterales; Asteraceae.